AGAAUAAACUGUAGCUGUAACUACUGUUUAUUUACUACAAAAAAUCUCACUCGCUUUCCUUGUUUCAUGUAAACUUUUAUUAGUCAGCUAUUCUCCAAAGCAAUUUCGAUAAUUGAAAUUAAUCAGUUAAGUAGAAAUUAGUCCGAAGUAAACGGUAGCGAUGGCGGAAGACGAAAUGAUGAAAGCACAGCUGGCUAAACCUGGAGGUGAUACCAUAUUUGGUAAAAUUAUUCGUGGUGAGAUUCCGUGUAAGUUUGUAUAUGAAGAUGACAAAUGCGUUGCUUUUAACGACAUCAAUGCUCAAGCUCCUGUUCAUAUACUUGUAGUUCCACGUAAGCCUAUUAUCCAGCUAAGUGCCGCAGAAGAAGAGGAUGAGUCUCUCAUUGGUCAUUUGUUGCUUGUAGCUAAAAAGGUAGCUAAGGAACAGGGUCUGGCUAACGGUUUCCGAAUUGUAAUUAAUGAUGGACGGGAUGGUGGACAAAGUGUAUAUCAUCUCCAUGUUCAUAUUUUAGGUGGUCGCCCUUUACUUUGGCCACCUGGCUAAAAUAAACAUUACACUUCUCAAAUAUAACUAAAAUAAACAUUAUUACUACUUUUCCCACUGUUAAUUAAUACUGUCGAAUUUGAAAUAUGAAGUCUUCAAAUAAAAGCGCAAUUUUCUGAA
This is a messenger RNA of Parasteatoda tepidariorum (common house spider), 664 nucleotides long. It is a transcript of the gene HINT1, whose product is annotated as histidine triad nucleotide binding protein 1. NCBI's taxonomy places the organism in Eukaryota, Metazoa, Arthropoda, Arachnida, Araneae, Theridiidae. The record is from RefSeq and is a predicted model, not a curated record. Gene Ontology annotation, molecular function: catalytic activity.